This is a messenger RNA of Leishmania braziliensis MHOM/BR/75/M2904, 1284 nucleotides long. Its product is annotated as putative RNA binding protein. Gene Ontology annotation, molecular function: RNA binding. Lineage: Eukaryota; Euglenozoa; Kinetoplastea; Trypanosomatida; Trypanosomatidae. The transcript has a single exon. The record is from RefSeq and is a predicted model, not a curated record. The coding region runs from base 1 to 1284 and encodes 427 amino acids.
AUGGAGCAUGCUGCCGCCCAGACUCAGAGCCUCUACUCCAGUGCCAAUCCCCACAGCACCAACAUCAGUACCUACGGUAACACCGUUUCCCCCUACCUCUCCAACAACAGUCCGAACGCCGUAAUGUACGCCGGUGGAAGCAGCAGCAACGGUGGUUUGCCGUCGCCUACCUCUGUCGCCACGGUGUACACCCCCACCACGCACGCCUCGGCAAACCAGGUGAUCCGCCAGCAGGCGCAGAGAACUGCGCAGCAGAAUAUGAAUCAGUCACAGACGAGCACCACCUUCAGCGCCUACGGCGGUGCUGCGGGCAGCGGCUCUGGCAGUGGCUUUUUCUACUCUACUCCGCCGACGCAGGCAGCGGGGGCGCAGCCCAUAUACUCUGCCAAUGCAUCUGCCGCUGCAAUGUUCCCGAUCCGUGGUGGAUCCACCUCCAUGUCUCCAGCGCAGAUGGCCCCAACCCAGAUGCUGACACCCCAGACCAACGUGGCCGCUGCCGGGGCGGCGGUGUGGACCAGUGCUGCGGCCAACAUCAACGUUGGCAGCAAGCUCUUCGUUGGUCAGGUCCCUGCAGUGUGUACUGAGGACCAGCUACGCCCUCUCUUUGCGCAGUUUGGCAGCCUGCUAGAGAUCAAGAUCAUGCGGGAGCCGAACGGCCGCAGCAAGGGAAGCGCGUGGGUGCGCUACGAAUCGGAGGAGUCUGCGCAGCGUGCUAUCAGCUCCCUCAACGAGAAGCACGUUGUGCCGCCACAGACGAACCCGCUACGUGUGCAGUUCGCCGCGCCCAGCACCAACCGCAUGUCGCAGGUUUCCCAGCCCCAGCCCCUCUCGGCCCUUAGUACCAUAAUGCCGCCCUCUGCAGUCAUGCAGCCGCAGCCGCAGCCGAACUACGCCACCGCAGCGACCUAUGCCACCCCGCAGGGUUACGCGGGUGCUACCACGGCGUACAUGCAGGGGCAGUACGCGACCUCGUCCAACUUGAUGACCUUGCGCACCCCUCCCCAGCAGCAGGCAGCGGUGCCGCCCCCUGCUGGCAAGAUCGAAUAUCUGCAGAGCAACCAGCCUGGCGGACUUAUCUACUCCACUACUUCCCCAACUGCUGUUGAUGCGAUGCAGCAGCAGCAGGCACCACAGCAGCAGCAGCAACAGGCACCACAGCAGCAGCAGGUGGUGUACACGACCGGCAGCCAGAUGCGUAGUGUAAUGUACACCCCGGAUCCGUUUGGCAUGACGAGUCAGAUGACUGCUGCGCCACCUCAGCAGCAUAACCAGUGGUGCAGCUAA